This is a messenger RNA of Symbiodinium natans, 576 nucleotides long. The record is from the annotation of a GenBank genome assembly. Lineage: Eukaryota; Dinophyceae; Suessiales; Symbiodiniaceae.
AUGUCUGGCGUUGUACUCUUCCUUCGAAUAUUGGUGCACCAUUUCAGAUUGGUAGACUUAAGGUGGGACCCGCGUCUGGUCGAGCUGACGACGGCGCUGAAGAUGAGGAUCCCGGAGGUGGUGGAGGAGCGGUGUCGGCGGGCGCAGCAGCGGGCAAACUGCGGCCUCCUGGCGCAAACACACCACGCCUGGGCUAGUGCUGAUGACCUCCUGCACAUUUGGGACUAUCACCGGGAGAACCCCGAGGUCCUGAUGGUGCCGGCCGACUCAGCCAUCGUCUCCGUCGCGGCGGUGCCGCCGCGGCCCGGGAUCUUCGACCGCAGCGUAAACUGGCUGCUCGUGAUCUGCACCAGGCUCACCGUGAGCCUGGUCGGCCUGCAUCACACGCCCUCGGCCUCGAGGCUCUAUAGGGAGAGCAGGGAGACCUCCAGCUCCAGCCGCAGAGCAAAGGAAGGCCCACCAGGCAUGACCGGUGCCGGUGGCUACCUGCCGCCAGGAGGCGGCUCCAGCACGGCCCCAGCACAUGCGGAGUCUCUGCGGCUGGUGGCCCUCGAGGGCUACAGCGCCCGGUUGUAA